Fonsecaea multimorphosa CBS 102226 is the source of this 996-nucleotide messenger RNA. RefSeq lists its product as uncharacterized. The transcript is spliced from 2 exons. NCBI's taxonomy places the organism in Eukaryota, Fungi, Ascomycota, Eurotiomycetes, Chaetothyriales, Herpotrichiellaceae. The record is from RefSeq and is a predicted model, not a curated record. Gene Ontology annotation, biological process: glucose metabolic process; beta-D-galactose catabolic process via UDP-galactose, Leloir pathway. Gene Ontology annotation, molecular function: carbohydrate binding; aldose 1-epimerase activity. Bases 1 to 996 code for a protein of 331 amino acids.
AUGUCUGAACAAUCUCCAAUCAAGUUUUUCUCACAAGGAGCAAUCCUGAAUGAAUUCAAUGUGGCAGGUCACAACAUUGUUUUGUCUUUUCCCUCACCCGAAGCCUACAUCGACGCUCAGUACUUUGGCGAGACAAUUGGACGCGUGGCAAAUCGCAUCCCAAAUGGCCAAAUACACAAUCUCAAUGGCCGUGAGUACCAGCUUUGCGUCAACAAGGGCACAAACCACCUGCAUGGCGGCAAAGAAGGUUGGGGCAAAAAGACAUUUCGAGGCCCAACGCCCGUAUCUCACAACGGAAAGAAUGCAGUCAGAUACACCUACCUGAGCCCGGACGGCGAGGAGGGCUACCCUGGGGCGGUGGAACUUCAGGUCUUCUACACUGUCUACGAAAAGAACGAACAAGGCGUUGCAAAGACUACAUUGGAGGUCGAGUACCAUGUAGAAUUAAUGAGUCAGGAAUGCGAUGAGACCGCCGUCAAUGUCACCAACCACAGUUAUUUCAAUCUCAGUGGUUCUGAUACAAUCGAGGGGACUCAAGCCGUUCUUUCCACUGUUGACUACCUUCCAGUGGAUCAUAACGGGAUACCUUUGGGAUCUGUGGAAAGUUACCCCGGGCUCGAGGCAGGUCGGCCGUUCGUCCUUCAUGCAAACGAAGGCAAAAUCGAUCACUGUUUUGUCUUGGAACGAGACAUCUCGAACAUCCCAUUAGACACCCGAGCCCGCCAGGCCCAGCUUCUGGCUAGCUUCUCGCACCCAGACACAAAGAUCCACCUCGAGGUCUACAGCACCGAACCUGCCUUUCAAUUUUACACCGGGCAGCACAUCAAAGUCGCCGCGUCGGAGUACGGACCUGAAAUGAAAUCAGGGGCAGGAUUUUGUGUCGAGCCAGGUCGCUAUACCAAUGCCAUCAAUGUGCCGGAGUGGCGGAGCAUGAUGGCUUUGAGACAAGGACAGGUCUGGGGAGCAAAGAACAUCUACAAGGCUUGGAAAGCCUAA